AUGGCUACCCACAAGGCCAGAAACCCUCUGGCAUUCACGCCGUGGCCGGUAACAAUCAUCGCCACGGUCGUGUACCUCGCCUUGAUUAUCCCAUCUCUGGUGAUCCACCACAACGUCCCUUCCGCGCCCCGGACGAGCCCCAAUGGUCUCAACCUCACAGAGGCAUGGCAAGAUCUCCAAAGCCUGACAAAAGGCUUCCACCCAUACAACUCACACCAGAAUGACGAGGUCCGCUCGUGGUUGCUUGAACGCAUCGACGCGAUCAAGCAGUCCGCCCCAUCCACCGAGGAAUAUCGCGACGCGAAGGAGGAGAAGCCUGAUGUUUUUGUUUUCGACGACCUAGUGUCUAACCUGACUUUCAUCGAUAAAAGUGUCGGCGUUUACUUUGAAGGCACAAAUAUCCUCGUCUACAUUCGCGGCUCUGAAGAUAGUAAACAGAAUUGGUGGGAGACUCCCGGCCGGAUGCCCGUUGGCAAGGGAGGAGUACUUGUCAACGCGCACUACGACAGCGUUUCGACCGGGUACGGAGCGACAGACGAUGGAGUUGGUGUUGUGACGUGUCUGCAGCUGGUGAAAUAUUUCCUGACACCGGGCCAUGCGCCACGCCGCGGGUUGGUGGUUCUCUUCAACAAUGGCGAGGAGGACUAUCUGAACGGCGCACGCGCGUACAGCCAGCAUCCGAUGGCGCGCUUUGCCCACACAUUCCUGAACCUGGAGGGUGCGGGUGCCGGAGGUCGUGCUACAUUGUUCCGCAGCUCGGAUACGGAGGUCACCCAGGCGUAUGCGAAAUCACAGCACCCAUUCGGCUCGGUGUUGAGUGCCAACGGGUUCGAAAAGGGUCUCAUUAGUAGCCAGACGGAUUAUGUUGUUCUAGACGGUAUCUUGGGCCUGCGCGGUCUGGAUGUCGCUUUCUUUGAACCUAGAGCUCGUUAUCACACUGACCAGGAUGAUGCCCGACACACCAGUAUCGACUCGCUUUGGCAUAUGCUCUCUACUGCUGUUGCUACGACGGAGUAUCUUGUGUCUGACACCACUGAUCGGUUUGACGGACAUCUCCGCGACGAUGGAACCGUGCCUAGCGGCUCAGGUACCCGGGCUGUUUGGUUCGAUCUGUUUGGGAGUGCUUUUGCCGUGUUCCGUCUGCACACCCUCUUUGCGUUGUCUGUCACUCUGCUGAUUGUGGCGCCGUUGACAUUGCUUGUCACCAGUGUCAUUCUUUCAAGGGCCGACAAGAUGUAUCUCUUCCGCUCAUCGGUGUAUUCCGAGAUCAACGACGACAACAUUCCGUUGCGUGGUUUGCGUGGUUUCUUCCGGUUCCCGUUCUUGAUUUCAAUUCCUACAGCAGUGACUGUCGGAUUGGCUUACAUGGUGACGAAAGUCAACCCUUUUAUUGCCCAUAGCAGCUCAUACGCCGUAUGGAGUAUGAUGAUCUCAGCUUGGAUCUUCUUGGCUUGGUUUGUAUCUCGCGUCGCAGACUUUGCACGCCCAUCAGCCUUUCAUCGAGUCUAUACCUGGACUUGGAUGUUUGUUCUUACUUGGUCUCUCAUGGUAGUUGGCACCGUUUAUGAGCACGAGGAGGGGCUCGCUGGUGGCUACUUCAUGUUCUUUUACUUUGCCGGUACCUUCUUGGCCACAUGGAUCUCCUAUUUGGAGUUGUUCUCUCUGCCAACGAAGUCAGAGUACGCCGGUAGAUUAUCCGAAUCACGACGGCCUAGUACCCAGGGAAGCCGGCUUGCUGCAUCGGGAGAUGAGCACCAGGACGAUGAUGCCGAAGAGGACCCGACUGAGUCAACAUCUCUCUUGCGUGGCCGCCACCGCCCCACCUUUGCCAACUACGUCCGCGUUGGGGUAGACCGCGCAUCCCAUGAACUAGACGAAGAGGAAGAAGAGGAGAAAGACCCGAACGUGUAUGCACACGAGCAGGGGUGGAGUGGCGUGUUGCCGCGAUGGACAUGGCUGCUGCAGCUCCUCAUCACAGCUCCCGUAAUUCUCAUGCUGAUCGUGCCCAUGGCUCUUCUGAUUACUAGCGCUCUAAGCCAGACCGGCCAGGAUGGUAGCCCCCAGCUGAUUGUCUAUCUGUUCAUUUCCAGUCUUACUGCACUCCUCUUUGCACCUCUGUUGCCAUUUAUCCACCGUUACACAUACCACCUGCCUAUCUUCCUACUCUUUGUUUUCAUCGGAACCAUGAUCUACAACCUUGUUGCCUUCCCGUUCGCAGACUCCAACCGCCUGAAGCUGUUCUUCCAACAAGAGGUCGAUCUCGACAAUGGAAUCUCUACUGCUUCACUGACUGGCAUGCCUCCGUUUGUUAAGGAUGUUACCUACGGGCUCCCUAGCGCAGCAGGCCAAAAUGAGGCCUGUAAUUGGAUUUUACGAGGCAAAAACGAAGUCCAGCGAUGCUCCUGGAAUGCACCAGUACCACAUGUUGUCCCCAGUGCUGACUCUCUAUCCAUUUUAAACGAGGAUGUCGACUCUAUGCUUGAGGCCACUGAGCUAUCGCCGGACUGGAUUUCGUUCAGCAUUUCCCACCCUCAACCAGACAGUUCUUCUGUCCGCUUUGAAGUAUCGGGCCAAAACACACGUAACUGCCGUAUUAACAUGGACGGCAACUAUAUCACUAACUUCAGUGUGAUUGGCUCCUCCGCUCCGGACCACCGCUUCCUAAACCCGUCCCCAGAUGGUCUGAACCGUAUCCAACUGUGGAGUCGUACAUGGGACAACAAGUGGACCGUUGAUGUCGAUUUCUCAAAGCAUGACUCGUCUGAGACCGAUGAGGUCGACGAGUCCUCUAUCACGGGCCGCAUCACCUGCCUAUGGAGCGACAAUAACCGAGUCGGCCUCAUCCCCGCUCUCGACGAGGUGAGACAGUUCAUUCCGGCGUGGGUUGCUGUGACCAAGUUCUCUGAUGGGUUGAUUGAGGGAUCUCGAGCAUUCGAGAUUAAGCGUUCGAGCCUCGGGACUCUGGUAUCGUGA
Messenger RNA from Penicillium samsonianum, 2973 nucleotides. RefSeq names its product M28 family metallopeptidase. Gene Ontology annotation, biological process: proteolysis. Lineage: Eukaryota; Fungi; Ascomycota; Eurotiomycetes; Eurotiales; Aspergillaceae. The transcript has a single exon. The record is from RefSeq and is a predicted model, not a curated record. Gene Ontology annotation, molecular function: metalloexopeptidase activity. The coding region runs from base 1 to 2973 and encodes 990 amino acids.